AUGAAUGGUUUCCUCAGUAGUUCUCUCCUAACAUUAGCAGUAUUGCAAGCAAGGUGUCAACGAAUCAAGAAAAUGAUGCAUGUUUACCAUCAAAAGUGUAUUUACAAUAAACAUGCACAAACACUGUUGCACAAAUUUGAGCGUAUGACCGAUGGUGAAUAUCAUAAUAUAUUUCAAACAAUCUCUUUAUGUACCAUCGAUGUGAUAUGCGAGGCAGCCUUAGGCACUCACGUAGACGCGCAAAAUAAGCAGUCACCAUACUUGGAGGCUGUCAAAAAGAUGAAAUAUAUUGUACAUCAACGGACAAUCAAACCACAAUUCUAUCCACGGUUCCUUUUUGAUCUUUUUGGAGAAGGACAAAAUGAGAAAAAAUGUGUCAAAGAACUGCAUGAGUUCACACGAAAGGCAAUAAUGGAUCGUAAAAAACUGGCUGAUGAAGCAGGUGGUGUCGAAAAACUUCUCGCCAAAGAGGAAGAAUCAGGUAAGCGACGUAUGGCGUUGUUGGAUUUAAUGUUGGACAUGCACGCGAAAGGUGAUAUUCCCCUGGAGGGUGUUCAGGAGGAAGUGGACACGUUCACAUUCGAGGUCAUUUCAUGUUAUAAAACGUCGUUUCAUCGAAACUCUUAUAUUUGCGCUCCUCUCUCAACAGUAUUCAUGAGGAUUCGUUUCAAUUCGGGGUCAGUCUGGAGAAUGGAGAACCUAAUUGCAGGGUCAUGA
This is a messenger RNA of Anisakis simplex (herring worm), 717 nucleotides long. The record is from the annotation of a GenBank genome assembly. NCBI's taxonomy places the organism in Eukaryota, Metazoa, Nematoda, Chromadorea, Rhabditida, Anisakidae.